Messenger RNA from Ogataea polymorpha, 735 nucleotides. RefSeq lists its product as uncharacterized. NCBI's taxonomy places the organism in Eukaryota, Fungi, Ascomycota, Pichiomycetes, Pichiales, Pichiaceae. The transcript has a single exon. The record is from RefSeq and is a predicted model, not a curated record. Gene Ontology annotation, molecular function: protein binding. The coding region runs from base 1 to 735 and encodes 244 amino acids. Gene Ontology annotation, cellular component: U5 snRNP.
AUGGAUGCCUUUGGCCAAGAGCUGGAGCUCGAUUCGAAUGAGAGAGUAGAGGAGGAAGACGAUCAGGAAGUCAAACUUGAGGCAUUCAACCUUGAACAGGAGACGGAGGAAGGGGUGUUCGAUCAAGACGGCAAUUAUGUGCGGACCAAGGAAGAAAGCGAAGACGAGUACUGGCUAGACGAGGUGAAAAAAGAAGAUAUAAAGAAAGCUCGUGCAGCCGAAUUGCGACAGGAGGAGGAGAGGCGGAAACAGCAAGAUGACAAGGCUCGGCGAUUGCGGUCUGCCAACGUCAACGAGGUUAUAGAGAAACUCUGUGAGCUGAUGGAGCCCGCGGAAACUGUGGUCGAAUUGCUUCAGCGGCUAAAUGGUGAGUCCAGAAGGUUAAGGAAGAAAGGUCAGAAGGAGCAUGAAAAAUGUGUGCGGGAGCAAAUUACGCAAGUGAUGAGCGCCGUUGAGGUGCUGGAAGAUGGAUUUUCAGAAAUCUACCAAGUUUCAAGAGAGGAGCUGAUGCGAAAGUUGCCCGCUGCCUCGGGCUCUGAACGCAAACGAAAAAGAGAGGACGAAAGUGCCAAUGUGUGGUAUUAUAGAUGGCCGGGACAGGAAGAAAUAUAUGGCCCCUAUGACUCAGCCACAAUGGAAGCAUGGCGCGAAACAUAUUUUAUCGAUAACCCGGUCGAGUACCGAAAAGGCAAUGAACCAUUUAGAUUGCUCGAUGAUUCCACAAUGUUCCUGUAG